AUGGAAAAUUCAUCACAAAUAUUUCCUGCUCUGAUCAAGGAUAUCGAAUCGUUUGACAAAAAGCAGUUGUCCAGCAGCAAUGUUGAUGCCCUGGCAGCUGCACUGGAUUUACAACCAGUGGAUGUAUGGCGAUGCCUAAAUUCUCUCAUACAGUUACGCGACUAUGUAAAUAGUAAUAAG
Messenger RNA from Gongylonema pulchrum, 180 nucleotides. The record is from the annotation of a GenBank genome assembly. Lineage: Eukaryota; Metazoa; Nematoda; Chromadorea; Rhabditida; Gongylonematidae.